This is a messenger RNA of Aphidius gifuensis, 915 nucleotides long. RefSeq names its product ankyrin repeat and SAM domain-containing protein 6-like. The record is from RefSeq and is a predicted model, not a curated record. The transcript is spliced from 3 exons. Bases 351 to 881 code for a protein of 176 amino acids. NCBI's taxonomy places the organism in Eukaryota, Metazoa, Arthropoda, Insecta, Hymenoptera, Braconidae. Gene Ontology annotation, molecular function: protein binding.
ACACACACACAUACAGAGGGUUGGAAACCCAUAAUUAAAAAAUAUAGCUAUUUAUAGCUGUUAAUUUGUCAUUCUUUUAAAAUCAAUAAUAAAUUUUUUUUUUGUUUCUUUAGAAAUUAACAAACAAAGUGAUUGCUUAUUUAUUUUUCUAUAUAUUAUUAUUAUUAUUAUUAUUAUUUCAUACAUGUGUGUGUAUUCAAUUCUUGUAUGAUGGUAUGCUAAUUCUAUAUAUGAUAGUAUAUACGUACAUGUGUUAAAUCAUAUGUUUUUAGAAUUGUAAAUCUAUGAAAUCUACUACAUAUGUCAAGCAACAAGUUUUGUUUAAUUAAUAAAUUGUAGAUGUAUUAACAAUGGCUGAUUUGAAUAAUCAUGAUGAUGAUGAUGAUGAUGAUCCAGAGCCAACAACAUCAACACCAGAGGAUAAAAUAAAGUCAGUCAUAUCAUUUAGUCAAAAAUAUAAAUUGCAUCGACCACCAAAUCUCGUGAUAAAUGAUGACAACAAUUUAAUACCAACAAUUGAAAAUUUAUCACAAUGUAGUCCAGUACGUUCACCUUUUCCAUCAAAUGAAUCAUUAAAUGAUGAUUUUUUAAUAAAUAAGAAUGAUACAACAAAAAUAGUCAAUGAAAGCUGUAAUAAUAGUUAUAAUUAUUCAGUAGAAAAUAAUAAUGUUAAUUUAACAAUGUGUCAAAUGAAAAUAUUAUGUUUAUUAAAACAUUUUGGUUUGAGUCAUUUGGCAUUUAUAUUUAUUGAACAAGAGAUUGAUAUUGAGCUGUUUGUUACUUUGGUUGAUCAAGAUUUACAAGAAAUUGGAAUUGAAAAAAAAACUGAUCGUCAAAUAAUUUUAUCUGUUAUUGCCGAGUGCAAAAAAAGAUUUAAAUAAUUUUAUAAUUAAUAUAAUUUAUACGUUAAAAUAA